This is a messenger RNA of Ruditapes philippinarum (Manila clam), 3885 nucleotides long. RefSeq lists its product as uncharacterized. The transcript is spliced from 2 exons. The record is from RefSeq and is a predicted model, not a curated record. The coding region runs from base 230 to 2167 and encodes 645 amino acids. Gene Ontology annotation, molecular function: protein binding. NCBI's taxonomy places the organism in Eukaryota, Metazoa, Mollusca, Bivalvia, Venerida, Veneridae.
GUCCAAUUAAGGUGUGGACCAUUGGAAAUUCCAACUUUCGAUUUCGUAUUGUACAAUUUUUUAUUUAAGAAUGUCGAGGGUACCAGAUUACGCUCACAAUUUAUCACUUAAAAUGUCUGAAGUGAUGGAUGGGAUUGGUGUUAGUGAGAAGAUAGUGAUGAAAAGAAGAAGAUCAGAGCUACUGCGUGAAUGACUAUUGGCGUUUGAUGAAGAGCUACGCGGUAGAGAUAUGAAUGUAUUCUUCUUCGGUAGUUUAAUAGAAGGAACAACAACUCCAGGAUUACAGUCUGACGCAGAUAGUGUUAUAUCUAUAAACAAUUAUAAUGUGAUACAAGACUGGAGUGAAUGGGAAUAUGGUAAAUUUAAUUUGUUGAUGAUACAGAAUGAGAAUGUCUCACCAGGAUAUUGUUUGUUACAAGUGUUAAGAGAUGAUGCUCCACAAUCGCGCGUAGUUGAAACUAAUGACGAUUCAAAUAGGGACAGAAUGGGAAGAAAAUUGUUAAAAAAUACAAUGUUUGAUGGUUUACAUGAUACAGUAAGAAACGGCCCUGCUCAUUCUUUUCAAGGUGUUCCUGGAAUCGAAGAUAGUGAUUUCGUUGCUGCCUUACCCUGUCAUUUAAGACCAGUUCAAGCACGACAUUGGUUAAAUCAACAUAGAGAAGAGCAUUGGCCUACAAGUGAUAUGAUACAGUACUGCAGUUACACACGAUGUUUUGUUGUAGGCGUUGGAAAAACAGGAAGUGCAAAUGAAAUAUUUGAAUGGAGAAUAUCUACAUCAUUUGCAGAGAGAUUUUUAAUGUUUAAUCUAAACAUAACACAAAUUAGAUGUUACGUUUUGAUGAAAAUGAUUUUGAAAACAUUCAUAAAACAAAGAUUUCCUCACAGCAUUUCAAGUUUCAUGUGUAAAACAGUUUUGUUACAUUGUAUUUCAUAUACAAGAUCUGACGCGUGGAAGGAAAAUACCCUUUUUACUUGUCUAUCACUUUGUUUAUCAAGACUUUACAACUGUGUUCAAAAUGAAUACUGUCCUCAUUUCUUCAUCACACAAAAUAACUUGAUGAGCGGGCGAUUUACUCCAGAAACAAAGCCGUUAAUACUUGAAACUCUCCGAUAUGUAACCGAAAGAAGUGAGAGGGCAUUACUCGAAAUUGAAUGCGACUGCUUUGGUUCAUUUCUUCAGUCAAGUUUAAACGGUAUUGAAAUUUAUAUACCAGCACAUUAUAUACCAACAUUCAUUGCUUGGAAGAUGCUAGAAAAUACAGCCCUUGCUAUAAGCAUACACGUCAAAAUUAUGUUACGUGACGUGAAUAAUUUAUCACCAAGACUUGCGAUGCAAAAACUUUUAACAUUUAUUUCAAAUCACCAUAUCGAGAAUUUCAUUUUCAAAAAUAGAAAAGCUUACCGUUUGUUAUCAAGAUAUUUAUUUAGUACACUUGGAUCUAUUCUAGCAUCUUCAAACAUCAACAAACAAGACAAAUUAGCAUUCAAGAAGGCGCUUUCAUGCAUGUUAUUAGGACUUGACACCGAUGUAGCAUCUGGUAAACUGAAACUAGCAUCAAUGUUCUAUUGUACCGGAGAUAAUGUGAGGACUGAACUUAUCCUGAAAAAUAUUGAGGAGUGUUAUGAUCUAAGUGUUGUUGAACCAAUGUGUGGGUGUUACAGUUUCGAAAAGUCUCCAAGAAGAGAUAGUUUCAACAGAUUAUGUUAUGAAUCAAAUGAAGAAUGCACACUGCUUAAAUAUAUAACAGCACCAUGUGUCUGUUUCAUUCGAUGUGAAAUAAACUGUUGCCCAUUAGAACUUCAACAUGAAAUGUUCAGAUCAACACAGGAAGAUCUUGCUUACAGAAGAAGAGUUGAUAAAUGGAUGGACAUGUCCGUUGUAGAUUCUCUCCCUUACUUCUAUUUCUUGCAGUACAAGACAUAUUCCCGUCUAGGAAGACAAGAUGAUAAGCAGAAGGCUCUUACUUAUAUUGCCAGAACCAUUGAUGUUGAACCAAAUCUCGGACAUAGUGAAACAGCACUCAAUCUUCUAGGACAGUGCAUGGAAGAAGAAAGUCAUGUAGAAGAUGCUUUUAAAUGUUAUGUGCGUUCCCUUCAGAUAAGAGGACAAAAUAAUUCAGCAAAGGUCCAUAUUUGUAAGCUGUUAAACAAAGUGAUCAAUAACUAGUUUAAACUUAUUUUGAAAAAAUAGUGUUACGGUAUCAUCAUUUAAAGACGACUUCAAAAUAAUACACUAUUACACCAUUGAACAUUCUCCUUGUUCAAUGGACAAAACUAUUUACUUUGAACCAAACUUUGAACGUAAUAGGGAUAUAGCACUUUAGUAAUUAUAGCACGUUUCUUGCAUAUUAGACUGGCGUUUCAGUUAGUAUUACCCAGGCCGAAAAUUUCGUCUGGCACGGGCUAUGCCAGAUGAGUCGCGUGCUGUACAAUGACAGGCAUAGGAUGACGUAAUUGCACUGUUAUGAAUGAAGUUGUAAUUUCAUACACUGUUGUAAGAUAAUAGUUACGGGUGAAUUUACAUAAAUUUUCAUGGACAUUUGUUUGAUGAAGGUAAGGAGUUUAAGAAUAUGAUGGGUUAUUAUAGAAUAUGCAAGAACAAAUAUCUGACACAUGUUUUCGUUUCGGAUUGGAAUGUCCGUCCCAAGGGGACCCGCCCAUUGGGCGCUAACAAGGUUUGACAAUUUUAUUAUUCUUAAUUAAUGUAUUUAAAUGAUAGAGUAAACAUUGUUUCACUUCAGUUACGAGGACGGAAUAUCUUUCCAUAUUUGUGAUCAUUUAAAGACAAUGAUUUUCUUAACUUUCUUUAUGAUCAAAAUUGUCACAAAUAACGAACUGUUUGGAUUGUAUUUUUUAGAAUAUUAUUAAACUUGUUCGAACUUUUAUCGAUUCAAUCACCAGUAUUCAUACAAAAGAAACAACACUCCUCAAUUUGAAGUUAUGGUUUCAACUCAUGUUUAUCCUUAUUUGAAUUUCAAAUUUUUAUUUUCAAAAUAUAAAUGCAUUAAAUGAUCAUGAUGUUAUGUUAAAUCAGACAUUUUAAGGAUUUGUGAAUCAUUCUAAUUGUACGAUGUAUACAUGUUUCUUUAUAACAUGAUUGAGCCCACAAUAUCAAAUUCAAACGUAUUGAGCAUAAACUUAUUAUAUUUCCGUAUAAAACGCAUUAAAUAUCAAUGUAUAGAUAAAGAUAUCUGUGUUUUGUGUAAAUAUAACGCAGUUAUAAUAUCAUUGACUUAAGCCUAACAGAAUUCCAAACCAUUUUGCUAUAUAAUGCCACGAGUUAAUAACUGAAAAUGCAAUUCUCCAUAGUUUUGUUUAGAACUAUGUAAGUUAAUGUGAAAUAAUAUUAAAUGUGUACUUUCUUGCAAUAAUAAACUAACGAAUAAAACUGCGUCAUUAUUUUUAUUAAACAAUACUUUUAUCCCAAAAAUUACACUGAAAUCGUUUUUGACAAAUCAUUACAUUUUGUUCAAUCAUAUACAAAACAAAGUGCAAAGAAUACUUUAUUAAUUAUAAAAAUGGGUUAUUGUGUAUGUGUUAAAAAUAAACAGGCUUCUUAAAUCUAAUAAAGGGUUUUGCUUUUGUUCACUUGCAGUUUAAGAACGAGGUAAUUAUCGUAAUUAAUGGCUUAUUUUUUAUUUUCAAUUUAAAAUAUUAAUCCUAAAUUCUUGGUUAAAUCAUUUCUGACAUUUAUCAACGCGACGGAAUUAAAACUCUUGAAACACCAUACUGACUGGGAAUUGCUAAUACAUAUAACUUAUUUAAUGAAUUCUCCAUUUCUGCCACAACAAGCAUAAUUGUGUUUUUAAAUGUUUCAAAAGUUGAAUUAUUUAUAUUUAACAUACAUUUAACAGUGAUGUAAUUCAUAACCUCUAUUAUUAUACA